Messenger RNA from Hydra vulgaris (swiftwater hydra), 1990 nucleotides. The record is from RefSeq and is a predicted model, not a curated record. Lineage: Eukaryota; Metazoa; Cnidaria; Hydrozoa; Anthoathecata; Hydridae.
UAAUAUUAAGGUCCACUACCCGAAGAGUCGAUUGGUUUAAAAAACAAAUAAAAUAUUCCAUGUAUAUAUAAAUUAUAAUACAAAAUGAAUAAAUACAACUUAAACAAGUUUUAUACCUAAUAUCAAUCAUCAGCCAUCAAAUAUACUGCUAUUAUUUAUAAUAUUGAGCAAAAUCUCUUGAACGUACAAGAAUAUUCGUAUUAUUCGAAAUGAUCAGUGAAGGUGAAAAUGAAUUUAUAAUAGAUGAUGAAAAUGAAAAAACUCAGAAAGAAGAAAGUUGUGACAAUAAUGAAGAAAGAAUAGUUGCUAAUUUGUAUAAGAAACCCUUCCUUGGUGGAUUUCGACACAAAGUUACGGGUUUAAUGUAUCUAAAUGCUUCUUCACAAACUAAUACAAAGAAAUAUAUUCAUCACGGACUGGAAAGAUUUGAUAGAGACACUCAAACUGUUCAGUCGAAGAAUCAGAUUUUGCAGACAUACUGUGAUACCUCAACACAGAUGACAAAACCUGGUUGUUAUAUUGCUGAAGUAACUGAUAAAAUAAUUAUACCUGGUAAAUAUAUUACUGCAGCUGAAAAAGAAAAAGACAUGUUAGAAAAGGUUAUACUUUUGCAAUGCUACUGGCGAAGGUGGCUUGCAAAACAGCUUGUUAAUAAUUUGCGAUCUGAUCAAGAACAAAGAAUUAAAUGGGAAAAAGAGGUGGAAGAAAAAAAAGUGGCUGAUCGAGCUGACAGGCUUCGCCAGGAAUUUGAACGAAGAAUGAACCCGCAAACUAACAGAGAUUUUGAUCUAUUGUAUGCGGCUUUAGAAAAAUGGAGGAAAGAAGAAAUAUUGUCUAUUGAUUUAAUGCAUUCUGGUUCAGCUCGAAAAGCAGCUUUGAUUGGCCUUUUAGAGCAGGAGUCAUAUCUCAUUCAGUCUAUUGAAAGACAUCGCAUAAAUGCUAACAGUGAGAACUUACAAGAACACAUUCUUUUGUUUUUAAAAAAAGCUGCAAAACCAAAGUUUUGGAGAGCUUUUGAUGGAGGUAAAACAGAGAUGUAUACAAACAAUACACUACGUGCUGAAAAGCUGCGUGACUUGUAUAACAGCUUGCAGAUGAAUUACUUAACGCAAGGUGAAAGAGAAGAUGUGUUGUGUACUCUCAAGCAAACAGUUCAGGAAUACAAAUGCAAAUUAACAGAAGAAAUUGUUGAAUUAGUUAACAGAGAAAUCAAUUUACUGACCAGAGGAGUAAAAGAAAAGAAUUUAGAAGGGUUGCGAUUAAGAAUAUCAACUUUAUUUUUGCAGUUUUGUAAAAAUCCACAAUACAAUCCAGAAGUAGCUCGUUUACUUAAGGUACCAAAUAAUCCAUUAAAGUUGUUAAAGAAUAUUUUCUUUUGUCCAAGUUGUAAUUCUUAUCUUCCUUCUUCUGAAUUUCCCUUAGCAUCUAACUCCAAAAUUGCAGGUCGAUGCUCAAAAUGUGUGAAACUUGACAAUACUGCUCGUCUCAGACAUGAUUUUUCUAAAAUUCAUUUUAUGUUAUUACAAAUACGUUUAAGCGAAGAGUCCUUCGACGACGGUUCGCAAAUUCCUUACUUGAUGCAAGAUGCAGACUUGCAGUAUCUUGUAGAGAUUAUUUGGAACUCACAAAGUGCUCUCAGUGGCGUAAGUGAAAUAAGCGAAUUAAUUCUAGUUCGUUGGAAUAAGCAUAAACACUGGUCACCAUGGAACUGUGUUUUGUUAAGUAAGGAUGAGUCUAUUGCUCAUUUAAAACUUGACAACACCCUCGAGAGGUUUUUGUUUUCAGGCAUAUGGAAGAAUUUUUAUUGGUAAAGUGAAGCAAAAACAUCUUUUAGCAAAAAAUUAUUUUGCAAAACUUUUUUCAUUAACGAAUAAAAAUAAUUUGAAAUUACAAAGUGAAGUCUCCGAAAAACGUGAUAGUUUGUAAACACUUAUAUUAUAUUUAUUAUAAAUUAAUAUAUUUCAUAAAAUAUUUAGACCUUUUCAUAUUA